Messenger RNA from Osmia bicornis bicornis, 1595 nucleotides. It is a transcript of the gene mRpS5, whose product is annotated as 28S ribosomal protein S5, mitochondrial. NCBI's taxonomy places the organism in Eukaryota, Metazoa, Arthropoda, Insecta, Hymenoptera, Megachilidae. Gene Ontology annotation, molecular function: RNA binding; structural constituent of ribosome. Gene Ontology annotation, biological process: translation. The transcript has 6 exons. Gene Ontology annotation, cellular component: ribosome. Bases 105 to 1421 code for a protein of 438 amino acids. The record is from RefSeq and is a predicted model, not a curated record.
UACAGUGAAAUGUACUGUUACAAUAGUAGUACAGUAAACCCUAACCUCUUUCCUAAACGACAAAAUGUACUAGUUUCACGAGUCUGAAAUGGUCUGAAAUUGAAAUGGCGAGUGGAAUACUUCGUGUUUGUAAAGUAAUAACAAGUUGCACAAAAAGUAACUACGUUAUAAAUAAUGUUACUACUGUAGGUUUAUUAAUACCACAGAAUCCAUUGAUUCAAAAUGCAAGAAGUACUACCAGUUUUUUCAUGAAGAGAUCGGCAGCUGAUUUAUGGAAAUCUGUUACUAGCGUUAGUAAUGCAGGUAGAAGAAGAGGGAGAGGAAAGAAUUCACCAAAAAUUAAAGAUUUAAAUAAAGGGCAAAGGCUUGGUUAUGGGAAAAUUCCAAUAGUAUUUCCUGGACUAAAUGCUCCAGUUGUGAAAGGAGAUACAAUAGUUCGACAACAACAACUUUCAGUGGAAACAGUGGCACAACCGGCUGCUGCUUUAGAAAUAAACUUGCCUGGAUCAAAGCGACACAGAAUUCCAGCUUUAAAACGUGGUUAUACCGGAGCUUCCAUAUGUGGAAGAACAAUUGGAGCACCUGAUCCUGUAGAGGGUGAUACUUUUGAGAAUUUUGAAAGUUGGGUAUUAUUUAACAGAAUGAGGAAUGUCAUGACAAGUAAUAUGGGUCGCAGUAGAUGGUGUCGUGCCAUGGUUAUAACUGGAAAUAAAAAUGGUUUGGCAGGAUUUGCAACGGCAGGUGCACCUGAAAAUAAACCUGCUAUAACAGCAGCAAAAAACAAAGCAGGACAAAGAUUAAUUUACAUUGAAAGAUACAACGAACAUACUGUAAUGCACGACUUUUUCACUCAGUUUGGAAGUACAAAAAUUUAUGUGGAACAGAAGCAUCAAGGCUAUGGGCUUAAAUGUCAUCGCAUUAUUAGAACAUGUUGCGAGGCACUUGGCAUAAAAGAUAUGUAUGCUAAAAUUGAAGGUGCUAUCAAUGUUCCACACAUCGUGAAAGCUUUUUUUAUUGGUUUAUUAAAACAGAAAUCAUUUCAAGAGAUGGCAAAUGAGAAACAAUUACAUGUGGUUGAAAUGAGGAGGGAGAGCAGUUAUUUUCCAACAGUACUUGCUUCACCAGCAGAGAGCAGGAAAAAGAUAGAAAUUUCGCCAAGAGAAAAUUUAGAUUAUAAACAGUAUUUAUUGGAUGGAAGAAUAUUUUUACAUAAAAAACCAUAUGUUCGAUUUUAUAUGAAAUUACCUUCGUGGAAUAAACAUUUGCGUAAAGUGGAACGUCAAAGAGGUCAAUAUGACGUGAUAAUCAGAUCUCGAGCUGAGACUGGAGAUAUCUGUAGUUUUCUUAGUGAAAAAUAUCCGGAAGCAAAAGCAUCCAAGUGGAGGAAACACGAUAACAAAGAGGAGGAUGUUGAAGAGUAAUGUUAUUAUACAGAACUUAAAAUGUUUUAUUGAAUAAUGCGAAUUAGUUGAUUAAUAUUAGUAAAUAAAAACAUUCUAAAUAAGUGUAUAAACAUGUAAGGAUAAAUGCGCAUAAAUAACUGAAUUUAUGUAUAAUACAACAAUAUAUAAUAAAAACAAUUUACACUACACAAA